UCCUCCGCCUCGCCUUUACGGCUCUUUUUUUCCGCCUCGCCUUACGCCUCUUUUUUCCGCCUCGCCUUACGCCUCUUUUUCCCGACUCGCCUUACGCCUCCUGUUUCGCGUCGCCACCACCCGCUACCUCGCUCCCCGCCUCGCUUUCCUCUGCUGCGAAUUACGUUACUCCUUCGACAGUCUUAUCGCCGCCGCACGUCGCCGACCUUUCGCCAAGCGAGUAUCCGUCUCGCGACCAGUAUCCGUCCGUAGCCUCUUUCCCGCCCUAGAAAAUGAGGGCUCACAAGGGAGCGAUCUCGGCGGUAUCGCGUUUCGCGUCCUCUCUGGCACGGUUCGCCGCUCAACCCUCCGCCAACGCUGCUGCGACCUCCGCUUGCGCGCGGCAUUGCGCCCAGAGCGCCGCCUCCCCCGCCCCCGCUUCCGCCUCCCGCCUGUCGUUCGAGCGCGGAGUGCGCACCCGCCCAAAACUGCCCGUCGUGCUGACCGCGGAGGUGGAAGGCCUGGGAUUCGCAGGAGACGUGGUGAAGGUGCCAGCUGGCUUCGCGCGCAACAAGCUGAUCCCCCAGAAGGUCGCCCUCCCCGCCAUCCCCAAGUUCCUGCGCCAAGUGCGCCUCGCCAAGGAGCAGGGGGGGGCGCAGGGGGCGGGGGGGGCGCAGGGGGGAGCGCUGGGGGGAGCACAGGGGGGAGCACAGGGGGGAGGCGCACAGGAGAUUGCGCCCAGAGCAGCAGCGGCUGCGGCAGAGGGGGGUGCGAGUGUGGUCAUGGGAGGGGAUGCGGGGAGAGGGGAGGAGGAGGAGGGAGCGGUGGUGACGAUGGAAGAGAGGGUGAAUGAGGCCCAGGAGAUCGCACGACGACUGGACAGCCAAAGACUGUCUAUCCGGGCCGUCACGCCAAAGAGGGCCAACGAGCUGCACCAACCAAUCACGCAGCGCCACAUCAUCAGCGAGGUCCGCCGCCAGUUUGGCAUCCAGUUAUCCGAGGCCAACGUGCCUCUGCCGGUGCCUCUUUCCUCCAUUGGCGAUUUCGAAGUGCCGCUCAGAUUCCCUCCGUCUGUUGCACUGCCGGGGGAGCGGGAGCAGAUUCAGCUGGCCGUGCACGUCAGGAGAAAGUGAUUCACAGCAGCAGUGGCAGGUUGAGGCACCUAGGGAAUAGAUAUUCGCCUUUGCUGCCUGCGUGGUGGGACCAGCUUCAGCUGACAGUGCAUGUUAGGAGAGAGUGACUUGAGUGUACUUCUCUAUCAUCUUUCAAAGACCUUGCGUCCCAGUUAGUGCCGCACCACACUGCAACGCAUUACACUUACCGGUACACCUCUAGGUCCCACAUUUGCACUGUGCAGUGCUGCUCAAUUGAGACACCAGGUUUUUGAUAUGUGAGGAUAUGCGGGGGAGCGGAUUCAGCUGGAAGUGCAUGUAGGAGAAAGUGACUGGCAAGUUGCUAACCA
Messenger RNA from Closterium sp. NIES-67, 1441 nucleotides. Lineage: Eukaryota; Viridiplantae; Streptophyta; Zygnematophyceae; Desmidiales; Closteriaceae. The record is from the annotation of a GenBank genome assembly.